GCUGGUCUUAUCUUAGUGAUACAGUAGCAGCAGUACUAUGUAGUAAUAAGGAACUGAACAUAUCUUAGUGCAUCUUACAAUCAAUAUCUGAAUUUCCUCUCUUCCAUUCCUUCCAACUACUCAUAAUUACUACAUUUCUUAUCUUCUCCAUCCAGAUCAUGGCGGUUGCGGCUGCUGUUGGUGAAGCUUUUCUGUCUGGUUUCAUUGAAGUUGUUCUUGAUAGGCUUGCUUCUCCUGAGGUUGUUGACUUGAUCCGUGGAAAGAAGGUUGACGUCAACUUGGUCCAAAGGUUGAAGACCACUCUUUACGCUGUUGAAGCCGUGCUUAAUGAUGCUGAGAAGAAACAGUUCGAAGACUCUGCUGUUAACAAAUGGCUUGAUGAUCUCAAAGAUGCUGUUUAUGUUGCUGAUGACAUUUUGGAUACCAUCUCUACCAAGGCUGCUACUUCUUGGAAGAAAAAGGAGGUGAGUACUAUUACUAACUACUUCUCUCGCUUUUUCAACGUUGAAGAAAGGGAGAUGGUUUGUAAGCUGGAAGAUAUUGUUGCUAGACUUGAAUGUAUUCUCAAAUCCAAAGAUAUUCUUGGUCUUCAACAUAUUGCUACUCACCACCAUUCUUCUUGGAGAACUCCAUCCACCUCUCUGGUAGAUGUUGGAUCUAACAUAUUUGGUAGGGAUCAAGACAAAGAGGCCAUACUCAAAUUACUGUUAGACGGUCAUAAUGAUGAUGAUGCUAAUAUUUCUGUGAUCCCCAUAGUUGGCAUGGGUGGUUUGGGAAAAACCACUUUGGCCCAAUCUUUGUACAACCAUGACAGUGUAAAGCAGAAGUUUAAUGUUCGAGCAUGGGUUUGUGUAUCCGAUGAUUUCAAUGAAUUCAAGGUAACAAAGGACAUCGUGGAAGCAGUUACUAGAAGUGUUUGUAAUAUAAAUAACAAAGAGUUGCUUCAUCUUGAUUUGAAGGAAAAACUAUCUGGAAAAAAGUUCUUAAUUGUUUUGGAUGAUGUCUGGACCGAAGAUUAUGACGGUUGGAAUUCUCUUUUAAGGCCUCUUCAAUAUGGUAACAAGGGGAGUAUAAUACUUGUAACAACCCGUAUUGAAAAAGUUGCAUCUAUGGUCCAAACUUUUCAAACUUACCAUCUUGAGCAAUUGUCUGAUGAAGAUUGUUGGUCAGUGUUUGCAGACCGUGCUUGCUUUUCUCCAAAAGAAUCCACUGAGAAUAUGGAUCUCCACAAAAUUGGCAAAGAGAUUGUCAGAAAAUGUAAGGGAUUGCCUUUAGCAGCACAAUCACUUGGCGGCUUGUUGCGACGUAAACGUGACAUCAAGGAUUGGAAUGAUAUACUAAAUAGCAACAUUUGGGAAAAGGAGAGUAAGAUCAUUCCGGCACUAAGAAUUAGUUAUCAUUAUCUCCCUCCAUAUUUAAAACGUUGCUUUGUUUAUUGUUCCCUGUAUCCUAAGGAUUACAAAUUUGAGAAAGACGAUUUGAUCUUGUUAUGGAUGGCCGAAGAUCUUUUACAGUCUCCACAAAAUGGGAAGACUUUAGAAGAAGUUGGUUGUGGGUAUUUUAAUGACUUAGCUUCAAGAUCAUUUUUUCAAAGUUUUGGAAGUGGGAACCAGUACCUGCAUUUUGUGAUGCACGACCUAGUGCAUGAUUUAGCAACAUUUCUCGGUGGAGAAUUCUAUUCAAGAAGAGAAGCACUUGGUAAUGAAACAAAGAUUGGUACCAUGACUCGUCAUUUAUCAUUUAGCAAGUUCAAUGAUCCAGUCCGUGAAAAAUGUGAUGUUUUUGACCGUGCAAAACAUCUUAGGACGUUUUUUGCAAUCAAUUUUAUACGUCCUCCAUUCAACAAUGAAAAGGCAGCAUGCAUCAUUUUGUCGAAUUUGAAGAGCUUGAGGGUUUUGUCACUGAGAAACUUUAGUGAUCUUGUUGAAUUGCCUGAUUCAAUAUCUGAACUAAUCCAUUUGCGUUAUUUGAAUCUCGCUAAGACAAAUAUCAAGUCAUUACCAGAGUCAUUGUGUAAUCUUUAUAACCUACAAACAUUGAAGUUGCAGAAUUGUUCGUACCUAACCAGACUUCCCAAUAACAUGCAAAAUCUUGUAAGUUUGUGUCAUCUUGAUAUAACAGGAUGUAAUGUAUUAGAAGAAGCGCCUAAAGGAAUGAGGAAAUUGAUUCAUCUGCAACAUUUGAGUCACUAUGUUGUGGGAACGCAUAAAGAGAAAGGGAUAAAGGAAUUGGGAACACUUUCAAAUCUUCACGGAUCACUUUUCAUUUCAAAAUUAGAGAAUGUUAUCAACAGCUAUGAAGCAUCAGAGGCAAAGAUAAUGGAUAAGAAGUAUCUUGAGGAAUUAUGUUUGCAUUGGUCUGGAGAUGCAAAGGACCAUUUUACAAAUUCACAAAGUGAGAUGGACAUACUUGACAAGUUAAUGCCUACUAAGAACCUGAAAAUUCUAGAUGUACAUGGAUACAGGGGUACAAGAUUUCCAGAAUGGGUUGGAGAUUCUUCCUACCACAGUUUGGUUGAGUUAUGUUUGUCUGGUUGUCCAAAUUGUUGUAUUCUUCCACCACUUGCACAGUUACACUCUCUCAAGGAAUUGACAAUAAGUGGAAUGAGUAUGUUGGAGACUAUUGGACAUGAAUAUGGUGAUUCCUUUUCAGGGACACUCUUUCCCUCUCUUGAAUAUUUGUUGUUUAAGGACAUGCCAUGUUGGGAAAUGUGGCAUCAUUCCCAUGAUUCUUUUCCUGUACUGAAGACUCUUUUGAUUAUUGAAUGUCCCAAAUUAAAGGGAGAUUUGCCAUCUCAUCUUCCUAUGUUGGAAACAAUUAUUAUUCGAGGAUGCAACCAGCUUGGCUCUUCUCUCCCAAAGGCUUUUUCCAUCCGAAAGUUAAACAUAUUCAAAAGCAAUAAAGUAGCCUUGCACGAACUGCCCCUUUCAUUGGAAUUAUUAGAUAUUCAAGGAACAGAGGUGAUAGAGUCUGUCUUUGAAGCUAUUGCCAUCACCUUACCGACAUCUCUUCAAAGCUUAGAUAUCUGGGAUUGUUCGUCUGUCAUAUCUUUUCCAGGAGAUUGUUUACCCACAUCCUUAAAGUUUUUGUCCAUUUGGAAUUGUAAACAUCUUAAUUUUCCAAAGAAAAACCACCAACUUGAGUCACUUCAGUCUUUGAGUAUAACUAGCAGUUGUGAUUCUCUUUCAACCCUCCCACUAGACAACCUUCCGAACCUCAAUACUCUCAAAAUCCAUAAUUGUGAAAACAUAGAAUGUCUUUCUACUUUGAAGAUUCUUCCCAAUCUUGUUUUUAUUGAGAUUAGUAACUGCCCCAAAUUUGUAUCAUUCCCAAGAGAAGGAUUGUCUGCACCCAACUUGGAAGAAUUGUAUAUCUCCAAGUGCACUAAUUUAAAAUCAUUGCCUUGUCACAUAAAUACUCUUCUCCCAAAGUUACAAGAGAUGCGUAUAGAUGAAUGUCCAGAAAUGGAGAAAUUUCCUGAAGGGGGUAUGCCGCCUAGCUUGAGAUCACUACGUAUCUGGAAUUGUGAGAAAUUAUUGAGGAACCCAUCUCUAACUUUGUUUGACAUGCUUUCUUGUCUUUCAAUUGGUGGUCCAUGUGAUGAUGUUGAGUCCUUCCCUAACAAGGGUUUUGCGUUGCUGCCUCCCUCCCUUACCUCCUUAAUUCUACGGAAAAUGUCAAGUUUGCACACGUUGGAGUGUACGAGGCUUCUCCACCUAACAUCCCUCCAACAAUUAACAAUUGAUGACUGUCCUCAGCUGGAGAAUAUGGAGGGAGAAAGGCUGCCUGCUUCUCUAUUAAAACUUAUAAUCUUUGAAUCCCCUCUGUUGGGAGAACGGUGCCACAUGAAACACCCACAAAUUUGGCCCAAAAUUUCCCACAUCAAAGGUAUUUGUGUUGACUACAAAUGGAUUUAGCAAGCAUGAACAUCGAUUUUCAAUAGACAUGGUAGCGGCUAACCUCCUUGUUGAUUAUGCUGGUAUUGUUUUGUACAAUCAAUCAAUAUUUUUUAAGUGAUGCAAGAAUUCUGGAGAAGAAUUUGGCAUCAAAGUUCAAACAUCAACUAAAAGUCCUCUGGUUAUUAACACCUUUCAGAUGGUGGACAUCUUCAAUUGCAGGAGCCAUCGUAGAAAAGUUUGCUGUGGAGGGUUAAACAAAGUCACUUGCUGAAUAAGCUCUUGGACUUGUGAGACGAUGGAAUCAGGCGCUUCAUACAAGUUUGAUGUGGAUAUUCCAUUUCACUUUUUGCUGCGGGGAUAUGUAAUGUAUCUGAAUUCUGAACACUCCAUGAGGGAAAAUCCAAACUGGAUUUCUCCAGAGAAAAUGUUGGGGGAACAUAUAGAGAGCUUCCUUAUUUGUGAUUGAUUAUUAGUCUGCUGUUGCACCAUUUUAAAUUUGUCUAUCCAUUGCUUGAAAAGAAAUCUCGAUGGAACAAAUUGAAACUGGAAUUGUGCUAAUUAGAUGGAGGAGUGGAUUACUGGUGUAAGGGAGGGAAAUUUAAAAUUCGGGACGAAGGAGAGAGCCACCAUCCAUACAACAAGUCUUACCUACUUGGCUACUCGGUGAUGCUUAUUGUCUAUCUUCUGAUUGGUUCAACUGAGGACUCUAGUUAUUGUACCACACAAAAUGUUAAUGGACAGUAGCCCAUGCCUUUCUGGAAAGCUCGAGACAUGCGCUAAUGUGAUGCAAGAAGUUAACUACUUCCAAUUUUCAAGGCACAUUUGUACGGUCUUGCACACAUCCCAUGCUUUGAUGGUCUUUGCUACUUACUUUAGGCAUCUAAAAGGUUUUAAUUUGGAUACCUAUACUACAUGAAACAUAGGAACUAGUUUUCUUGAUCAGUUUUGGAUGAUUGCUUACUUUAGCUAAGCACCAAAUGUGAAUAUGUAUAGAGUUUGACAGACUGCUCCAAAUAGUUUCCGCUACAAGUCAACAGGUUCCUAUACCCUCUCCAAUUGAUGCUUCACAGUUAUGCAUCUGGAUUUAGUUGAUAUUUCUGCUGCUUUUAUUGGAGUUCUCGAAACAUAGCUACUGAUAUCUUAUCUUUCUGUUAUUAGCUUCAACUCUCUGUAACAGCACUUUAAACUCUUGUAAAUCUAUAUAAAGUGUACAUCAAUUCAAUCAAUAGAAUGAGAUUGUUGUCCUCAUUAUUUUUGUAGAUGGUAUUAGGGAAUCGGAAUCAGAUGGCAUGCUGUGACCUGACCUCAAGUACCACAUUUACUAACAAGAAUAUUAUUAUCAUAUAUUGAAUAAUAUUACUAGUUUGUUUGAAAA
This is a messenger RNA of Trifolium pratense (red clover), 5274 nucleotides long. RefSeq names its product putative disease resistance protein At3g14460. The record is from RefSeq and is a predicted model, not a curated record. NCBI's taxonomy places the organism in Eukaryota, Viridiplantae, Streptophyta, Magnoliopsida, Fabales, Fabaceae. The transcript has 8 exons. Bases 159 to 3917 code for a protein of 1252 amino acids. Gene Ontology annotation, biological process: defense response to other organism. Gene Ontology annotation, molecular function: ADP binding.